AUCCUUCGAUUGAUUUUUUCGAUGUUCAUUUCACUCGCCUGAACUAAGUAGGGCCUUGCCUCUGAUGCCAGUUUAGGGUACAUUUUAUUACGUUACCCGAUCACUUUUCAGUCUUCUCGGUCCAGUUUUACUAUUGUAAACCAUGGCAGACGACGAAUUAGAUGCAAUUAGGCGGCAGAGAAUGGCGGAGCUACAAGCAAAGCACGGGGAUGGUUCAAAUAACCAGCAGCAAGCAGAGGAGGCCAAACAGAGAGAUACAGAUAUGAGGAACUCUAUAUUGGCUCAAGUCCUCGACCAGUCUGCCCGUGCCAGAUUGAGCAAUCUUGCUUUGGUGAAGCCGGAGAAGGCCAAUGCAGUUGAAAACUAUCUCAUUCAAAUGGCUCGUUUUGGGAAGUUGGCAGGAAAGAUUUCGGAGUCGGGCCUGAUCGAGAUUCUAGAAAAAGUCAGUCAGCAAACAGACAAGAAAACAACUGUCAAAUUCAACAGGCGGAGGGUGAUGGAUUCAGAUGAUGAGGAUGAUUACUAACUUCAAACAAGAACCCUGGAACAUGCCAAGAAAUUGAGAGAGGAUACGCUUUGCUGGGACUUUGAUACUAUCUUUGACCUGUGAGCUGAAUCCUGGGAAGCCACACUAGUUUCUGUGUGUCUCUGGAAACUUUCAUACCAAGAGGGAAGAACAAAGUGGAGUUGACGCUGUGGCAUAAGUGGCUGGGGGAUAAAAUACACACAGUGACAAAAAUAAGAGGCGUGAUCUCUUUUCAGUCAAGUGGCCAUAAAUUUGUUCUGCGUGUGUUGUACCCCUCACACAUCAUGGCACUGUUUGACUCCUCGUCCCUCUCAGUUGUUAUUUUCUUUAAUUUCACCAUAUAUGACUUCUGUUCUUUAAUCACAAGAAGCUAGGAAUAAUGCGCUGCUGCUGAUGCAUUUUAUUCAGACGGUUCUGUGAACAUACAAUACAUUGUUCUUGAUUCCAGGCCAACAUCCCAUUAGCUUUGGAUGUUGCACUUGGAUACUUUUCUUUUUGUUCCCAUGUAUCUUAAAAGUUUACAUAAAAAUAAAAAAAGCCUUAAAUUCAAA
This is a messenger RNA of Centropristis striata (black sea bass), 1077 nucleotides long. RefSeq names its product programmed cell death 5 (gene pdcd5). The transcript has 6 exons. Gene Ontology annotation, molecular function: DNA binding. The record is from RefSeq and is a predicted model, not a curated record. NCBI's taxonomy places the organism in Eukaryota, Metazoa, Chordata, Actinopteri, Perciformes, Serranidae. Gene Ontology annotation, cellular component: nucleus; cytosol. Bases 143 to 526 code for a protein of 127 amino acids.